This is a messenger RNA of Diachasma alloeum, 1308 nucleotides long. RefSeq lists its product as uncharacterized. The transcript has 2 exons. The coding region runs from base 1 to 1308 and encodes 435 amino acids. The record is from RefSeq and is a predicted model, not a curated record. Gene Ontology annotation, molecular function: protein dimerization activity. NCBI's taxonomy places the organism in Eukaryota, Metazoa, Arthropoda, Insecta, Hymenoptera, Braconidae.
AUGGCUGAUCAUUGCUACCAACCAUCAAAAUCAGCGUCAAGACAUCACAGGCAGGGUUGGUUAUUGGACAGGGUGCAUCAACGUGUUGUCGAAGAGCGCAUCUCUUGUCGAGGUUCUGAAGGUGUUUUGCUCAUUGAUGGGUGGACAAAUUCAUCGGCUAAUACCAAAAAUGUCGUCUGUACGAUUCAUACAGUGAAUUCCAAAAGUAUUUUUCUAAAAUCGUGGGACUUGACUGGCAUAGGAGAAACAGCAGAUCAAUUGAAAAACAUCGUUGAGGAAGGGAUCGACUUGGCAAAGGUGAAGUUCAAUAUCACAAUUUAUGCUGUUGUUUCUGACAAUGCAUCAGCCAUGGUGGCGAUGGGAAAUAAAGUGAAUAUUUGGCACACAACUUGCCACAGUCACAGUGGGAAUUUACUAGCGAAAGCUUUAGUACUUAAAGAAUUGACACAAAAAGUGAAUAAACUUUUACGAGAAUUCAAAGCUCCUGGGGCUGAACAUCACUUGAAAAAGCUUGGAGGCUCUAGGAUUAUCCUAGCAGGUGAGACUAGGUGGUGUAGUUACCGAGAUGCAUUCAGGUGCCUUUCCAAGAAUUUGCACUUCAUGAAGACACUAAUUGAAACAAAGACGAUCACUUUGAGCAAGGAAAGUGAAACUCUAUUGAGAGAUCCCUCAUUUGAGUGCGAGCUUCUAGAUAACAUUCUAAUUUUUGAUCCAAUAUGUGAGUUGAUGAAUGUUUGUCAAGGAUCGCAUUGUAGUCUAUCCGAAGGGUGCGAGGAAUGGUUAAAAUUGGCUAUACCCACUGUUAACAAUGAUUUGCAGGAAUUGUUGGAAAAGCGAUUCAAGAAGGUCUUAACACCAAUUAUGUUAACUUCUAAUUUUUUAAAUCCUAAAUACCGAGGUAAGAGAUUCAUCAAUGACGAGGAAAAAAUGGCGAUGGUCACUCACUUCAUAAUGCAAGAGCUGAACUUGGAUAAAAUAACUAAGGAGUCAGGUUUCUUUGCAUACCAGAAUAAUACCAACAUUUUUAAGAAAUUGAUGGAACGAAACAUGGAUCAAACACCUGAAACAUUGUGGACUACAGCUGCUCCAUUCUACCCUGAGCUAUCAGCUCUCGCAGUUAAGCUACUGAGAAUCCCGGCAGCCUCAGCACAACUUGAGAGACUUUUCUCCUCAUGGGCUUUUGUGCACUCCGAUCUGCGGAAUCGUCUCACAGUUGAUAGGUCAAUGAAGCUCGUGGAUAUUUACUAUUCUUUGAAGAUGAAUGAACUCUACGAGCACUGUUACGACGAUUUAAUGGACUCAGAUUGA